UUCAGAUAUCUCAUCCUGCUCUCGCGACAGGGCAAAGUGCGUCUAGCCAAGUGGUUCACCACGCUUGCACCCAAAGACAAAGCCAAAAUCGUCAAGGACGUCUCGCAGCUGGUCCUCGCCCGCCGCACGCGCAUGUGCAACUUCCUCGAGUACAAAGAUACCAAGAUCGUAUAUCGCCGAUACGCCUCGCUCUUCUUCAUCGCCGGCUGCGACUCCGAGGACAAUGAGCUGAUUGCCCUCGAGAUUGUCCAUCGCUACGUCGAGCAGAUGGACAAGUACUACGGCAACGUGUGCGAGCUUGACAUCAUCUUCAACUUCCAGAAGGCCUACUUCAUCCUCGACGAGCUGCUGCUGGCCGGCGAGAUGCAAGAGAGCAGCAAGAAGAACGUGCUGCGCUGCAUUGGGCAGCAGGAUAGCCUUGAGGAUAUGGAGUACCUCGAUUUGUGCGCACUCCACGAGGUCAACCUCGCUCUCAACUUCGACACCCAAGACACGGCGAUCAUCGGUGGCUGCGAUCUCUGGACCGUGAAAGCGGCCGGCAGCGAUAAGAAGCUCUACAAACGCAUCGAGAACACGCUCGAGGCCAGGCACAAGGAUCAUCUCGCAGCUAUCGCAGAUUUGUCAGAGCAAUCCGCAGCGCAGUUUGCGGACGAUAUUGACGCCGAAAGGGAUACGCCGUUCGGCAGCUUCAACGAGGCAUCGAACAGGCACUCGUUUGCCUAUCUUAUCGCUACUUUGAAUGCGACGCACAUCGACUACGACUUCGCCAACACUCUGAACCCAGACGAGUUCCGUCGCGAGACCCAGCAGAGCUUCAUGCACAAGGUCGACCAGACUAUGUACUAUUUGCGACCACAGGUGUACUCAGCUGGCCUGCCCGCCGGCGCCGUCACACCCCUCGGCUCGCCGAUAUGGAGCCCCCGUUCCUGGCAGCUGCUGGAUAGCGAGAUGGACAUGACCAACUGCGAAUACUACGCCUGGGAGCCGUCAGACGAUCCGUUCGCUGACGAUGGCGCCAUCUGGAGUCAUCACUUCUUCCUCUACAACCGCGACCGCAAACGCGUGGGAUACUUCUACCUGCGUGGCAUCUCCGCCCUCUCGCCCAGCCCGAGCAUGUCCAUGUCUCUCAUGAGCAAGUUUAAGCAGUCUAACUUCGAGUCGAGUACUAAUGCUGGGUCACGUAAAAGGGCUGAGUACUGGCUAGGCGACCGCGCGCGCAAGGGCCUUGAGGCGUACGGCGACAGCGACGAGCUGGAUAACAUGGUCAUCGAUCAUCCGGGCGAUGUUGUCGAUGCGGAUCAAGACCGAUUUGUGCCCAUCCGCGAAAUGAGCAUGGACGCCGACUAUUACGAGAGCGAGGGCGACAGCGACGUGGAGAGUCUUGUCGAGAUGCACAAACGCAAGAGGAGCGGUGUGCGCACCAUGAGCGAGGGCAUCAUGGACCGCAUGGAGCUAUAG
Messenger RNA from Boeremia exigua, 1458 nucleotides. RefSeq names its product clathrin adaptor complex small chain-domain-containing protein. Gene Ontology annotation, cellular component: AP-1 adaptor complex; nucleus. The annotation marks the transcript as partial. NCBI's taxonomy places the organism in Eukaryota, Fungi, Ascomycota, Dothideomycetes, Pleosporales, Didymellaceae. The transcript has 4 exons. Gene Ontology annotation, molecular function: RNA polymerase III core binding; clathrin-cargo adaptor activity. The record is from RefSeq and is a predicted model, not a curated record. Gene Ontology annotation, biological process: vesicle-mediated transport; negative regulation of transcription by RNA polymerase III.